Molecule: messenger RNA, 495 nt
Organism: Lathyrus oleraceus (garden pea)
Lineage: Eukaryota; Viridiplantae; Streptophyta; Magnoliopsida; Fabales; Fabaceae
Exons: 1
Coding region: 1-495 (164 amino acids)
Source: RefSeq, a predicted model, not a curated record
AUGGUUGUAUUCAUCGACGACAUCUUGAUAUAUUCUAAGUUCGAUGAAGAGCAUGCAGAGCAUCUAAAGGUUGUAUUACAGGUGUUGAGAGAGAAGAAGCUUCAUGCCAAGUUUUCCAAGUGUGAAUUAUGGUUAAAAGAAGUGAUUUUUCUCAGUCAUGUGAUUUCUAGUGGGGGAAUUGUUGUUGAUCCAUCAAAAGUCGAUACGGUGUUACAGUGGGAAACUCUGAAGUCUGUUACAGAGAUCAAAAGUUUUCUAAGCUUGGUUGGUUAUUACAGGAGGUUAAUCGAAGUUUUUUCAAGAUUAUCUUUGCCUUUGAGUCAGUUGACACAAAAGGGGCAAGCUUAUGUUUGGGAUGUGAAAUGUGAGGAAAGUUUCCAAGAAUUCAAGAAGAAGUUGACGAUUGCUCCAGUGUUAACUUUGUUGAAUCCAAGUGUGUCACUUGUGGUGUAUUAUGAUGCGUCAAAGAUAGGUUUGGGUGGUGUGCUAAUGUAG